Molecule: messenger RNA, 3910 nt
Organism: Sus scrofa (pig)
Lineage: Eukaryota; Metazoa; Chordata; Mammalia; Artiodactyla; Suidae
Gene: CMTR1
Product: cap methyltransferase 1
Biological process (GO): methylation; 7-methylguanosine mRNA capping
Cellular component (GO): cytoplasm; nucleus
Molecular function (GO): nucleic acid binding; protein binding; methyltransferase cap1 activity
Source: RefSeq, a predicted model, not a curated record
AGAGCGCGACAGCGCGGCCGGCAGAUCCGGGCGGGCUUGUGGGGAAGCGAAACUGAGGGAGGAGGCGGCUCUGGCAGCGGCAGGGCCAGGCCUGGUGGCGGCGGCAUCGGCGGCCUGAUUCCCCCCUCUCCGCUCCUUGGCAGCUCGCCCUCUUCCCUCAGCUAACAAUGAAGAGGAGAAAUGAUCCAGAAUGCACUGCCCCUAUCAAGAAACAGAAGAAAAGAGUUGCAGAGCUUGCUCUGAGCCUCAGCUCUACGUCUGAUGAUGAACCUCCCUCCUCAGUCAAUCAUGCGGCAAAAGCAUGCGCUACAAGCCUAAGUGGGUCUGACAGCGAGACCGAAGGGAAGCAGCGCAGCUCUGGUUCUUUUGAUGAUGCGUUCAAAGCAGACUCUCUUGUGGAGGGAACUUCUUCUCGCUAUUCCAUGUAUAAUAGUGUUUCCCAGAAGCUUAUGGCCAAGAUGGGCUUCAAGGAAGGUGAAGGAUUGGGUAAAUACAGCCAGGGUCGGAAGGACAUUGUUGAAGCUUCUAAUCAGAAAGGUCGACGAGGCUUGGGUCUUACACUGCAAGGCUUUGACCAGGAGCUGAAUGUGGACUGGCGAGCUGAGCCAGAGCCCAGCGCCUGUGAGCAGGUAUCAUGGUUCCCAGAAUGUACCACUGAAAUUCCAGACACUCAGGAAAUGAGCGACUGGAUGGUUGUGGGAAAGAGAAAGAUGAUUAUUGAAGAUGAAACAGAGUUUUGUGGGGAAGAGCUGCUUCACAGUGUGUUGCAGUGUAAGAGUGUGUUUGACGUCCUGGAUGGGGAGGAGAUGCGGCGAGCUCGGACCCGGGCCAAUCCCUACGAGAUGAUCCGAGGAGUCUUCUUCCUAAACAGGGCGGCAAUGAAGAUGGCUAACAUGGAUUUUGUGUUUGAUCGCAUGUUUACAAACCCGAGGGACUCUUAUGGGAAACCACUAGUGAAGAACCGGGAAGCUGAGCUUCUCUACUUUGCUGACGUGUGUGCAGGCCCAGGGGGCUUCUCGGAGUACGUGCUCUGGAGGAAGAAGUGGCACGCAAAGGUUGGGAUGACUCUGAAGGGGCCUAAUGACUUUAAGCUGGAAGACUUCUACUCAGCUUCCAGUGAGCUCUUUGAACCCUACUAUGGUGAGGGUGGGAUCGACGGAGAUGGAGACAUCACCCGCCCGGAGAACAUCACUGCUUUUCGGAAUUUUGUCUUGGAUAACACAGAUCGCAAAGGUGUCCACUUUCUGAUGGCUGAUGGGGGUUUCUCAGUGGAAGGGCAGGAGAACCUGCAGGAGAUCCUCAGCAAGCAGCUGCUACUCUGUCAAUUCCUCAUGGCACUCUCUGUUGUUCGGACAGGAGGCCACUUCAUCUGUAAAACCUUUGACCUCUUCACACCGUUCAGCGUGGGGCUUAUCUACCUGCUGUACUGCUGCUUUGAACGAGUGUGUCUCUUUAAGCCGAUUACCAGUCGUCCUGCCAACUCAGAGAGGUAUGUGGUGUGCAAGGGCCUGAAGGUGGGCACAGAUGACGUACGGGAUUACCUCUUCUCAGUCAAUAUUAAGCUCAACCAGCUGCGGAACUCCGAGUCUGAUGUCAACCUUGUGGUCCCCUUGGAGGUGAUCAAGGGAGAUCAUGAAUUUACCGAUUACAUGAUACGGUCCAAUGAGAGCCAUUGUAGUCUGCAGAUCAAAGCUCUGGCCAAAAUCCAUGCCUUUGUUCAAGACACGACCCUGAGUGAGCCUCGGCAGGCAGAGAUCCGGAAAGAGUGCCUUCGACUUUGGGGGAUCCCUGACCAGGCUCGAGUUGCUCCUUCUUCCACAGACCCCAAAUCUAAAUUCUUCGAGCUAAUCCAGGGCACUGAGAUCGACAUCUUCAGCUAUAAGCCCACACUGCUUACUUCCAAAACCCUGGAGAAGAUCCGCCCCGUGCUUGACUACCGCUGCAUGGUGUCUGGCAGUGAGCAGAAGUUCCUCAUCGGCCUCGGGAAGUCUCAGAUCUACACGUGGGAUGGCCGCCAGUCAGACCGCUGGGUCAAGCUGGACCUGAAGACUGAGCUGCCCCGGGACACUCUGCUCUCUGUGGAGAUUGUCCAUGAGCUGAAAGGGGAGGGGAAGGCCCAGCGGAAGAUUAGUGCCAUCCACAUCCUCGAUGUCCUCGUACUGAAUGGCAGCGACGUGCGGGAGCAGCACUUUAACCAGCGAAUUCAGCUUGCGGAGAAAUUUGUGAAAGCUGUUUCCAAGCCCAGUCGGCCUGACAUGAACCCCAUCAGGGUGAAGGAGGUGUACAGGCUGGAGGAGAUGGAGAAGAUUUUUGUCAGGUUAGAAAUGAAGAUCAUCAAGGGCUCCGGCGGCACCCCGAAGCUCAGCUACACGGGGCGGGACGACCGGCACUUUGUGCCCACGGGCCUCUACAUCGUCAGGACAGUGAAUGAGCCAUGGACUAUGGCAUUCAGCAAAAGCUUCAAGAGGAAGUUCUUCUACAACAAGAAAACCAAGGACUCUACUUUUGACCUCCCUGCAGAGGCCAUUGCUCCAUUUCACAUCUGCUACUUUGGCCGGCUCUUCUGGGAGUGGGGGGAUGGCAUCCGUGUGCACGACUCCCAGAAGCCCCAGGACCCAGACAAGCUGUCCAAGGAGGAUGUCCUCUCCUUCAUCCAGACACACAGCGCCUGAGGGCCUGGGCCCCGCCCCGCGGAUGCCCUGUCAUUGCCUGCGCCUGGGCCCACAGUGCUGCUUCCCUCCCCUUCUCAGAAAGGGAUGGGAGGCAGCGCCUCUCUCUCUCCGAGAGCUCAGUUGGGGCCCUCAGAGGACACUCACAUGUUCCUUCUGGGACACUUUUGGACUCCUCUCUCCGGAGACCUGCCAGGAUCAGCCUGAAGGAUGUAGCUCCGACAGCAGGUUUGAGGCUGGGGCCUGUGGCCCGUGGCCCGUGGGGCCAGUGGAGGUCACGUCAGUGCAGUGGGGCUUCGGCUCUGUCCUUCUCUCCUGUAUUCUGUAGACUCACUUUUCUGAGUUUGUGCACUGCCCCAAGGGCGGCCAUGCCCCUGCUUUGCUCAACUUUUUACUGGGCCAACCCUGAGUGGGAGGAGGCCCACCAUUGUGAGCUGGUCAGGAGCCGCUGCUGUACACAUCAAGGUUUUGUUUCUUUGAACUUGCUGUUUUGAUGCCAAGUUGGAAAAGAUUUUGUCUCCCCCCGCUUCCCUCCCUGUCCUGGUCUUCCUUGGAGUUCUCAGCCCAGAGCUCUGCCAGUCCUGCAGGCCGGGAAGGGAGGCGUGUGGACCCCACGUCAGGAUGCAGAUAGCACUGUCUAGUGGGGAGUGUGACUGCUUCCUGGGUCCCACUCCCUCUAACGUGAACAGCUUAGAGGCGGAGGAAGCAACCUUGAAGACCUGCUUUUUUCUAUGCCUGGCAGCAGAGGCCCUGCCGUAACAGAGGGUACCUCCGGGGCUUGGCCGCACCCCUGCCAAUCAUGGCACCCCAUUUGCCCCAGCUACCUUGCUACCCUCCCCCUCCUUUUUCUUCCCUUAUAACAGAAGGCACAGUUGCUUUUGUCUUUUUGUGGUCACUCCAUUUCCUCUAUCUUGGUGGGCGGAGGGGGAAGAGGGGAAGCUGGGCAGUAGCUUUGGGUAGGGGAGGGAACCUGUGGUGGUUUUUAAUGGGAAAUAUCUCUCAGAGAUGCUCUUAUGGGCUCCCCCGGCCUCAUCCCAGUGCUAGACUGGUUUCCAUGGAGAUAGGGCAUCAAGGCUCCAGUGAGGUUGGAACUGACUCCACCUCAGGGGUCUCCAGCCAGCAUCCAGCCCCUCCCCCCAGGUUGGUAGCAGCACCAUUGAGAUGCUGUAUUUCCACCCAGUUCUGGGUAUAUCAGUGUGUCUUGCAGAAUCUUGGAUCAUUAAAGAUAAACAUAUUUUUAA